AUGAGAGCCUACGUUUACGAUAAUCAAGACCCUGCGGACCAACGUGCUCCUCAUGAUUUGGGCAUCGAAAAGACCCAAGCAGACCUGGAAAAGGUUGGUGUGUUGUACUGGCGUUUUGAUGGGGAGGAUGCCCUUGACAAGAUCGACCAAGUUGCCAAAGAAAGAAGUUACAAGAACAGAGAUACUAUCGUCGUAUCCCCUGAUGCAAUGGGCCCCAUUUACGAGGAGAAAGUCAAAUCAUUCUUUGCCGAGCAUCUCCAUGAAGAUGAAGAGAUUCGUUAUAUUUUGGAUGGUUCUGGAUAUUUCGAUGUUCGCGAUCAAGGAGAUGUUUGGAUCCGUAUUUACAUGGACAAAGGAGAUAUGAUCAUUUUGCCUGCUGGCAUCUACCAUAGAUUCACCACUGACGAAAACAACUAUAUCAAAGCCAUGAGAUUAUUCAAGGAGGAACCCAAGUGGACACCUCUUAACCGUCCUGUCGCCAGUGAUAACAAAUACCGAGCAGAAUAUGUCAGUUCUUACAAUUUGACUAGUGCAUAA
Molecule: messenger RNA, 537 nt
Organism: Mucor velutinosus
Lineage: Eukaryota; Fungi; Mucoromycota; Mucoromycetes; Mucorales; Mucoraceae
Exons: 5
Coding region: 1-537 (178 amino acids)
Molecular function (GO): acireductone dioxygenase [iron(II)-requiring] activity
Source: RefSeq, a predicted model, not a curated record